CGUCGAAGAUCCUGCACUCUCCUCCUCUCGUCUCAACACAACCUCAUUCCUUCCCACUCUCCCGCCUUUCUCAUCCCUCUUCUUCUCGACCUCUACGCUACCUUCAUCCUCUACUCACGGGGACACUCCAAGUCUUGUCCGCUCCUCCCUCACUGCACCUGCAAUACACCUCCGUCCUGCAACCAUCUUCGCUACCGCACAUUUGAUCGAGAUCGCCCGCCUUGCUCGCCAUCCAAGCUUCUCUCGAAAUCAGCAAGAUCGUCUCCUUCCUUUAGCUUCAUCUCACCUUCCUCAAAAUGGCUUCCGCCGAUUCCCCCGUUGCGAACCAUGUCGAUGACGCCGCUGCUCUGAACGAUUCCUUGAAUCAGCUCAAUCUCGGCGACAGAGAGAAUGAGCCUCCAAAGACCGAAGAAGAAUAUGCGCAGUCACAACUGACCCUUCGAGCCAUUGUCUCAACCAAGGAAGCUGGCGUUAUCAUUGGCAAACAAGGAAAGAAUGUGGCUGAUCUACGAGAAGAAACCGGUGUCAAAGCUGGUGUCAGCAAGGUCGUGCAGGGCGUUCACGAUCGUGUCCUGACUGUUACUGGCCCUCUUUCUGGCAUCGCAAAGGCAUACUCUCUUGUCGCAAAAGGUCUCCUGGAGGGUGCGCCCCAAAUGGGCAUGGGAGGGGUGAUCCAGAACAAUGGUACUCAUCCCAUCCGCCUCUUGAUCUCCCACAACCAGAUGGGUACCAUCAUCGGACGGCAAGGUCUGAAGAUCAAGCACAUCCAAGACGUUUCCGGAGUCCGCAUGGUUGCUCAAAAAGAAAUGUUGCCCCAGUCCACCGAGCGCAUCGUCGAAGUGCAAGGUACCCCUGAGGGCAUUGACAAAGCCGUUUGGGAAAUCGGAAAAUGUCUCGUCGACGACUGGCAACGUGGCACCGGGACUGUGCUGUACAACCCUGCUGUUCGCGUGCAAGUUGGUUCGGGUCCUCUUCCUCCAGCUGUUGGUGGUGGAGGAAUGCCGGGUGCUGCCUUCAGCAGCGGUCGCUCCUACAAUCGCACCGGCAACGGCGCCGACUUUAGCGAAGCACGGACCUACAACCGUAGCAAUGAUGCACCACGAGGUGGCGGUAUUCCCAUGGUCACCGAAGAUGGUGAAGAAGUCCAAACCCAGAACAUCAGCAUUCCCGCCGAUAUGGUCGGCUGCAUCAUUGGGCGAGGCGGAUCCAAAAUCAGCGAAAUCCGGAAGACCUCAGGAGCCAGAAUCUCAAUUGCAAAGGCACCUCAUGACGAGACUGGUGAACGUAUGUUCACCAUCAUGGGAAGUGCUACCGCGAACGAGAGAGCUCUAUAUCUCCUCUACGAGAACUUGGAAGCCGAGAAGGGACGCCGACAACAAGUGUCUUCGGAAUGAAGCACGGAACCAUCCAUCCUUCAAGUCAGGCUGCUCUUCUCUGGUUCAACAUCACGCCUCUAACCCCCGAGACACCACAUUCCUUCGAAUCCCAUUGUUUCCUCAAUCAACCGACCCGAUGAUCACAACCCCGCGAAAAAGCAUAAGGCAUUGUUUGCUCUUUGGCGUCCGACCGAUAGACGGUAUGUUGCGCAAAGCGACCUGACGAAGCUAUGAUACCUUUUUCUUUACGUCUCGCUCGGAACGCGAGUUGAUGAAUGAUGACAUGAGCUUGUAUGCAACGACCUUGAUCCUUCCUUAAUGCAGACCCGACAACCCAACCAGGACCUGACCGAUCUCUCAAUCCCAUCCUCGUCCCGAACCGCAAGACACAAACUUCCUCUCUUUCCAUCCGCCAGGAGCCUCAAAAUCCCUGUCGAGGUGAACUCCGCCUUUCCAGGAAUGUGCUAAGCCAGACGGCGGUGGCAAACAAGAAACGUAGAUUCGCCAUGGCUUGUCUGUGGGCACGACGGUGGCAUACCUAGAUAGUACACAGUCGACCGCUACUGGCUGAGAAGUAGGCCACCAUACCAGAGGACAAGCGGACCUCUCCUAGUCAAAAUGAAAUACUCAUUCAAAGUCGG
Molecule: messenger RNA, 2017 nt
Organism: Exophiala xenobiotica
Lineage: Eukaryota; Fungi; Ascomycota; Eurotiomycetes; Chaetothyriales; Herpotrichiellaceae
Exons: 2
Coding region: 297-1394 (365 amino acids)
Biological process (GO): 3'-UTR-mediated mRNA stabilization
Cellular component (GO): nucleus; cytoplasm
Molecular function (GO): mRNA 3'-UTR AU-rich region binding
Source: RefSeq, a predicted model, not a curated record